Molecule: messenger RNA, 1973 nt
Organism: Scylla paramamosain (green mud crab)
Lineage: Eukaryota; Metazoa; Arthropoda; Malacostraca; Decapoda; Portunidae
Product: ficolin-2-like
Exons: 8
Coding region: 1-1134 (377 amino acids)
Source: RefSeq, a predicted model, not a curated record
AUGAUAGAGGCGGACCACAAAAGCACAUUGACCCGGGGGUAUAUAUUGCCUGGCUUGCUGUCGGUGCCACAACCAUCACCUCUGUGGCUGUCUCGGCUCGUCUCCGGUGAUACAGACACGCGGCAGUCAGUGAGCGACAUGUGGGUCUCCCUGUAUGCAGUAGUAGUGUUGGGAGCAGCAGGCGUGCUGGUCGAAAGUCACAGAAAGGGCAAGGGAGGCAAACAUCAUGUAAUCUCGGCAUGGCGACCCCCAGUAAAACCAGUCACCACCACCCAAGAGUCCAGUACCAUACUAAACCCCACAACAGGACCAAUAUAUAGCACCAUUACGUCAGAUCGCCCCAUAUCGGAGUCCACCAGCAUUUUAGAGCCUCCAACCACACCAGAGCCCACCGCCAACACAUCACUAUACCCCAUAACCUCCUCUGUCCGACCCGUGGAUUGUGCAGACCACCUGAUAGCCGGGGCCACAGUUAGCGGCGUGUACGAGAUAUACCCCUUCAUGUGCACGUGUGGAAAGCCGGUGCUGGUGUGGUGCGACAUGGAGACAGACGGCGGCGGCUGGACGGUGUUUCUCAGCCGACAGCAACAGGAAGUCCUGCUUGACUUCAAUCGCACGUGGGACGAUUACAAAGCAGGCUUCGGCAGCCCUUACUCCGAGUACUACUUGGGCAAUAAUGUGCUGCACCACAUGACGCACAGCCGUGAUUACGCCAUCCGUCUGGACGUGGGCUUAGCGUCGGGAGGUUUCGACUUCGCCACCUACAAGAAAUUUAAAGUCAAUUCUGAGGACAACAGGUAUUCCGCCUCCUUGAAAGGCUUUCUGGCGGGAGGAACCAGCAUCAGAGACUGUCUCCGCUACAUGAAGGGCCGCUACUUCACCACACUCGACAAGGACCAUGACAGUUAUGAAGGUAACUGCGCAUCAGUAAGAGGUGGAGGAUGGUGGUACUAUAAUUGUAGGUACUUCAACCCCACAAGCACCUUCAACACGAGUCUCCAACUGACCUGCUAUGGCGCCUCUAGACCCGUGACGCAGCUCCAGCUCAAGCUACGGCCAGCCAUCUGUGACUACUCCUUCAAGACCAUCGACCUCAUGGACACGGGCUGUGGCUGUACUGCUCCGGAACACUAACACCUUCACACUUAACCUGCCCCACUACGUGACCAUCCGGAUAUUUCACGUUCUUGCUGCUCUUGAGUCUCGGAUCAGUAUUUUGAAGCGCACUGGGCUUGCAUCGGAAUUCACUGCAGUCUGUGGUCUGUGGUCAUUCGCAUACAGUGACCCUGUGUUUUAUUAUCAGUUGUACUACGUUAAGAUAUUUUCUUUGAAUCAUUACAUGUGGUGACCAAACUAUUCUAUGUUAUGUAUGUUCAUACACGUGUUUAGUACUGGAGAAUGAGCGUUACUUCGAUAUCUGAUGGACCAGGUUAAGUGUGGCUUUGAAUGAGUUCGCCAUAUCAGUUAAAAUAAUGUGUUGUUAAUUGCUUAGUGUAGGAUUUAAUAAUCUGCCUGGUUCUCUUUAUUUGAGUUGACCUUUGAGACUGGAAUAAGUUAUGAUUUGGAGUCAUUGGUUUUUUGCUUGCAUUUUUUUAGUUAGAAUAAUCAUCUACUGGUUGAUAAAUGCUUAUACAACUUUUAGAGCUGCCUUUAUGACAUAUCCCAUUUAGACUUAUGGCCUAAUCACUCAGUAAUUUGACUUGAGUAACGACAGUGAAGUAGUAGUACUUGAUGAGCAGAAAGACUUGCCAGCUCUAACGUAACUCAUAAAUAGUGAUAAGCUGGGUUACAACAUUGCGAUACCGAGUGAGCUCCCAGCCGCGGUGCCGGGAGCGACUAAAGACGACUUUCGGUGCGAGACUUACGUCAUGCUCCGGUCAGAUAGGAUUAUCCACAGGCCACCGUCCUUCCAAGCUUCCUAUAGGCAUCUCCUACCAUUUCAGUCUUACCUUUCCUCUUCCAUAUUUUCCGUA